Molecule: messenger RNA, 2836 nt
Organism: Cheilinus undulatus (humphead wrasse)
Lineage: Eukaryota; Metazoa; Chordata; Actinopteri; Labriformes; Labridae
Gene: fkrp
Product: fukutin related protein
Exons: 2
Coding region: 475-2073 (532 amino acids)
Biological process (GO): protein O-linked glycosylation via mannose
Cellular component (GO): Golgi apparatus
Source: RefSeq, a predicted model, not a curated record
UGAUAAAUUCGUGCAGUUUGGGGUAAACGGUCGAGCCAGUGAGAAGCUAAACAGAAAUGAUGUAUUCUGAUACGAUUAGAGUGGAGUUUUCUGUAUAUUUAUUUGUAAAAUGACGGCGAAUCGAUCUCAGACUAUCUAAACCGCUCACAUAUCAGACAACACUGUGGAAAUAUCAGUGAUUUCUCUCACCGAUUCUGGCAGAUUUGCCUCCACGCUAGUACAACUGGCUGAGAUUGACCACCAUGAGAACCAAAUUCAGCACAAGGUUAAUGGGUUCAGCGUUACUCAAGCCUGUAUUAAUAUGGCUAAUGCAUGGUAAUAUCGACCAUGCUAACGGCUCUGUCAUGUGGAAUAACAGAUGUCUAAGGUUGCUCUCAAUUCCCAUUUCUCUACUGUAGCCCCAAAGAGGCCCAAAACUUUAUUCCUUGGAACCUAAAAUUUACCCCCAGGAGAAGCUGGUUAAUAUUGGUCACCAUGCGUAUCAGUCUCUGCCAGGGCCUGUUAACCGGCGCCAUAAUCCUCAAUCUCCUCAUUCUCUACUAUGUGUCCCGAGCCCAACAGCAAAUGAUGGAAAAGAGGAAAGAACUUGGCAGGGGUUCCAGAAGAGCUGCCCUACCGGCCUCAGGUCUUGGGGGAGGCCUCGGAGCUCUUGUAGGAGCAGGAGGUGACGCUGGAGGGGUCGGAGUGGAGGGACACAGUCGUAGUCCACGAGUGACGGUUCUUCUCCGGGAGUUUGAAAACUUUGAGAACUAUGUUGGGGAUGUGGCUAACUCCUUCCUCCGCCAAAGACCUGAGCUUCCAUUUCUGGCUGUUGCUGAUAGUGCUCCCUACCCUCCCCUGGUGCUUCCAGAGGGGGCACGACUCCUAGUGCUCUCCCCCAGCCCAGAACAGCCCCCACAGGCCCACAGACCAGAGUUCCAUGUUCAGACUGAGUUUGUGCUGCUGGUGCCAGAUGGGGUGGAGUUGGAACAACCUAGGUCUAUAGAGAGGCUGAUUAGGGAACUGGAAGGUGAGGGUGGGGGGCCUGUGAGGGUGGUUGCUGCACCCGUGCUGACUCGAUCUGCUGUGCAGUGCCUCCACCUGCGGGUGAACCUCAGAGAGUGGACAGCCACCUACUCUCCCGCUGCAUCAGGGAGCAGUGGAAGUGUGUGCACAGCUUUACAAGGAGAUGCUGUCAUCCUCAUUCGCACUGAGGAUCUUUUUAAUCUAUCUGUGCCUCUGGGGCGGCCCCUCUUUUCCUCGCUUUUUGUCCAAACCGCCCUCAGAGGCUGGAAAGUGAAGCUGCUAGAGACCCCAUGUUUCUCUGCGAACCACCGUCCACUCUUUAGCUCCGCCCACAACCAGUGGAAGGCUGAUACACGAUUGAAGGAGGCCACAGGAAAGCUUAUGAGGAGCUUUGGUUUGAAGCGUCUCCUGAUGCCUGAUGGGAAGGAACAGUGGUACGGCUGCAGUAAAGAGACAACGCGUUGCUUUGGCACUGUGCAAGAUGACACCCCAGAUUAUCUCUAUCUAGAUCGCUGGACGCCACCUUGCUGUCUGAGAGGUCUGAGGGAAACCGCCAAGUAUGUCAUCAACAUCCUGGAGACCUCAGGUGUGCGCUACUGGCUGGAGGGCGGGACUCUGUUGGGUGCUGUCCGCCAUCAGGACAUCAUCCCCUGGGAUUACGACGUUGAUUUGGGCAUCUACCUGGAGGAUAUACCCAACUGUGAUCACUUGAAAAACCUGGACUCAGGCUCCCUUGUGGAUGCUAACGGCUAUGUGUGGGAGCGAGCUGUGGAAGGAGAUUUCUACAGAGUCCAGUACAGUGAGGCCAACCAUCUGCAUGUUGACUUAUGGCCGUUCUACGCCCGUAAUGGCGUCAUGACCAAAGACACAUGGAUCGAGCACAAACAAGACGUGGAGUUCCCAGAGCACUUCCUGCAGCCACUGGUACCCAUGACAUUUGCUGGCAUUACGGCCUUUGCUCCAAACAACCACAGAGCAUUCCUAGAGCUCAAAUUUGGAGAGGGGGUCAUUGAGAAUCCUCAGUAUCCAAAUCCUACGAAAAAAAGGCUAGAUAAAAGCAAAUUAUGAGGCAUGAUGAUAUUUGGAAAACUUUUAUAUUUCAUACUGACUUUGUUACCAAACAACAGGAUUAUUUUUCUUUUUGAGAAACCGCCCAAAGUGCUAAUGUUGAAAGUAAAUUUAAAGUCUGCACUGUGCACAUAAAGCGCACCAUUGAACUGCAAGGCUAAGACUGCACCACCAUCAUACAUAUUUUAAAGAGUCAAAAACUGCUUUCAGAACACACUGUUCUCAAUCCUUAUGUGUUGCACAGAAGAGUUUGAAGAGACUGCUGUAAAUGAGAUAACUUUGAAUUCCUGUUACAAGCUACAGUGUGCAUAACUUUGAGCAGGAUUUUAGCUUUUGUGCAGAUACUUAAAACCAAGCAGUUUCACGCAAACACACGUCCUCUUUAUCCUUAAGUGUUUCAUUAAUUUGUACUCAUUCUUGCAGUUUUGCACAAUUUAUGCCAGGAUUCAUCUUUUGUAUUCUGAUUUGGCAGCUGUAAUGUUGUGAGUACGUUUCCAUGUGGGGGAAAUGAGAAGCACUUUGUUGUUAAUUUUGUUGUCCGUUCAAGGGUGAAAUGAUGCCACAACGGACAUUGGUUUUCAGUUACAAAACAUUCAACUUUGACUGAAUGUGUACUUUAUUAUUAACCCUCUGUGCAAUUAUAUGUGUAACUACUUAGCAUCAGGAUGUAUUUAUUAAAAAAGAAUUAAAUUCAGCACCAGCUUCUCGGGGUUCGACAUGUUUCCUGUAAUGAUCUUGCUUGUGCUUGAUGUAUCAAAGUGUU